Talaromyces marneffei is the source of this 558-nucleotide messenger RNA. RefSeq lists its product as uncharacterized. Gene Ontology annotation, molecular function: zinc ion binding; sequence-specific DNA binding; DNA-binding transcription factor activity, RNA polymerase II-specific. The transcript has 3 exons. Bases 1 to 558 code for a protein of 185 amino acids. The record is from RefSeq and is a predicted model, not a curated record. Gene Ontology annotation, biological process: positive regulation of transcription by RNA polymerase II. NCBI's taxonomy places the organism in Eukaryota, Fungi, Ascomycota, Eurotiomycetes, Eurotiales, Trichocomaceae.
AUGGCGUCUCUAAAUCCCUCCGGAGAGCAUCAAACGCAAACACAAGUGACUUCGUCCCAGCUGAAGCGAACAACCUGCAACUUAUGCCGCGAGCGCAAGGUGCGCUGCGACCGAGAAAAGCCGCAAUGCCAUCGCUGUCGAAAAUCGGGCCUGACGUGCGUCUAUCCCUCGGACAAGACAGACAGCGAUGAGAUCAAGUCGGCGUUGAACCUGCUUCACUCCCGUCUGCUGCAAGCGGAAACGAAGCUCCAGGAACAAGGCCUACGAUUCACGACUCAGUCGACGAAACCGAACUCUGCCUUAUCCCCAAGCUACACGUCGCAGGAUUCCCAGUUUGUGUAUGACCCACUGUCACAAGGCGAUGGCAUGGACUACUCGAAUUUGGUAUUCUCAGAGUCUGAUCCGAGCAACUACAAUCAGCUGCCCACCAUGAUCGAUGUUGUGAACAGCUCUGGCACAGAUGGGACUCCUUCAGAUCUAGCUUUGAAUCUAACCAGCCUAAACGACAAUCCCCCCACAUUCAACCCACUGUUCGAGCAACCCACUCACUCCCCUUAG